GGCCGGGCUCCGCAGUGGCGGGGGGGGCUGGCGGGGGCGCGCGCGGCGGCGGGGGGCGCGCGCGGGGCGCAGCGGCGGCAGCAAGAUGGCGGCGCGGGCGGCGCAGGGCCCGGCAGCCCGCGGGCGCGCCUAGGCCCGGGGCAGCCCCCCCACAGCCCGGCCCGGCGGGGCCCCCCCCCCCCGGCGGCGCGGCCGGCCGGCAGGAUGCUGCCCUCGCAGGAAGCCUCCAAGCUCUACCAUGACAACUACGUGCGGAACUCGCGCGCCAUCGGCGUGCUCUGGGCCAUCUUCACCAUCUGCUUCGCCAUCAUCAACGUGGUGGUCUUCAUCCAGCCCUACUGGGUGGGCGACAGCGUCAACACGCCCAAGCCCGGCUACUUCGGGCUGUUCCACUACUGCGUGGGCAGCGGGCUGGCGGGCCGGGAGCUGUCGUGCCGCGGCUCCUUCACCGACUUCAGCACCAUCCCCUCGGGCGCCUUCCAGGCCGCGGCCUUCUUCGUGCUGCUCUCCAUGGUGCUGACGCUGGGCUGCAUCACCUGCUUCGCCCUCUUCUUCUUCUGCAACACCGCCACCGUCUACAAGAUCUGCGCCUGGAUGCAGCUGCUGGCAGCGCUCUGCCUGGUGCUGGGGUGCAUGAUCUUUCCCGAUGGCUGGGAUGCCGAGACCAUACGGGACAUGUGUGGGGAGAAGACGGGGAAGUACUCCCUGGGCGACUGCUCCGUGCGCUGGGCUUACAUCUUGGCCAUCAUCGGCAUCCUCAACGCCCUCAUCCUUUCCUUCCUGGCCUUUGUCCUCGGCAACCGGCAGAACGACCUGCUGCACGAGGAGCUCAAGACAGAGAGCAAAGAUUUUGUCGGCACUGCGAGGAUAUAAGGCCAAGCGCCUGCAGCAGGACCCUCUUCCCGUGGCCGGCAGCCUGGGCACUCCCUCCUCAUCCUGCCCUUCGUCUGCUGCCAGUGGAUACGCAGCGUCCCGUGCCGCCCCCCGGGCCCCACCGCCCACACUGGGACCCGCCGUGUCCACGGCCACCUCCAUGUCCACGCCGGCACCGCCAUCCCACGCAUCCCGCCAGCUCCGCUCCCCCCACCGCCCGCAGGCCGCCGCCAGGGGAGGACGCCUCCAACCUGCUUCCUUCAAGAACAGCGUCCAACUGUGGUUUUGUUCCAAGGGAAAAACAAUCUCCGAGUUUUUAACAGAUUUCUACAUCCCCAGGACUCCUGACCCACCGCCUUCCACCCGAACGCGUGCCCAGCAGUGCCCCAUGCCGGCUGCUCCGGGCCCCAGUCCCCUCCCUGCUCCCAUUUUGUACAGCUCCGUGAUCCUGUCUCCACGGCCAGGAGACCCGGCAGCCAGAAUGGGGCCCAACUGCUACUUUUACGUGUAAAUUAAUAUUCUCUAAACAGGGUAAAAGUGACUCGAGCCCCCUCGCCCCGGUGCCUGGCCCCUGGACAUGGUGUUUCCCAGCGUGUGGCCAGGGCCACAGGCUGCCACUCCUUGUCCCCCAGCACAGGGACCGCAGGGCCUCGCUGCCACCAGCCGCUGGGACAUCCGGACACGCUGCUGCUGAAUGUAAGCCCUGGUAAGUGGGAGCAGCUGAACAUGCAAAACCCCCUGGGCAGGCACAGCAGGACCCCCAACUCAGCCCCAUUCCCAAGCUGGCCCCCAAGCUGUUGCCAAACGCCUUCCCUCCCCAUCCCAUACGGUGCUUUAUCUCCACUGGUGACAGCAAGGCUCUCCCUGCCACACGGCAUGGCUGGGGGUGACACAGGCACUCCUGUGCCCAUCCUGGCCAUGUCCCCUGGCUGCAGCUUGUUGGCUCGUGGUGAUGGCCUGCAGGGAGCCAGCAGCAGCUGCUCAGGGCAGGGCUGAGCACGGCAGCCUCCGACAAGGACCUGGCCUCAGCUGCACACACAGCGCCCGAGAGCUGGCACUGACACCUCCAGGCACUCUCCCGGCACGGGCAGCCACGGCCCAGCUGUGGCUCUGCUGGCCAGACCAGUGUGUGGGCUUCCCCAGGGCCUGGCCACGGGGGUCUUGGGUUGCCGCAGCCCUUGCAAUGCAAUAAAGUCCUCAGCACUGGACAUGUCUCAGUGCAAGUAGCCAGGGGCUGUUUGCAGGGCCCCCACCUCCUUGAGAACAAUGGGCUGGGGGCUCGCGGAGGCCCUGGCAGGGCUGGACCCAGGCACUGGGCAAGGCCUGGGAGCGGGAAUGAGCCGGGUGCAGGGAGCAGAGCAGGACCGUGGCACCGGGGUGGGCAGCCCUGGGCAGAGGAGCCACUGCCCAUCCACAGGCAGGGCCAUGGCACGAGGAGGCUGCUGGAGACAGCAAGGAAGAACCAUUGCCAGCUGGUGAGGAGGGGGCUGUCAGGAGCUGGUAAGUCCUGCCCUGCGGGGUGGCGGUGAGGGAUGGAGCUGUGCCAGAACAUCCAUCCACCAGGAGCCAAAGUCACCCGGCACUCCUGCCAACGGCCUCGGCCAGAGACGAGCCCGGCAGUGCCCGCAUCCCCCCGGAAGCAUCCACAUCCCUCCGGCAGCGCCUGCGUCCUUCUGGCAGCGUCCACAUCCCUCCAGCAGUCGCCUCCCUGGAGCGAGGCUGGCAGGAGCCCCCCAGCAGUGCCCAGGUCUCGCCAGCUUCAGAGGGCUGUUGCCGGCUGCAUUGGAAAAACAAAGGAAGAAAAUCAGUGGAGAAAGGAAUACAGUAGCUGUAAUAUAUCUGUAUUUUAGUACAAAGUUUGAUACAGUGUUUCACAAAACCUUAUUGAAAAAUAUAAUUCAAA
Messenger RNA from Apus apus (common swift), 2776 nucleotides. RefSeq names its product LHFPL tetraspan subfamily member 4 (gene LHFPL4). Gene Ontology annotation, biological process: sensory perception of sound; gamma-aminobutyric acid receptor clustering. The transcript is spliced from 4 exons. The coding region runs from base 205 to 873 and encodes 222 amino acids. The record is from RefSeq and is a predicted model, not a curated record. Lineage: Eukaryota; Metazoa; Chordata; Aves; Apodiformes; Apodidae. Gene Ontology annotation, cellular component: postsynaptic membrane; inhibitory synapse; plasma membrane. Gene Ontology annotation, molecular function: GABA receptor binding.